Messenger RNA from Aspergillus nidulans FGSC A4, 1047 nucleotides. RefSeq names its product succinate dehydrogenase assembly factor SDH5. The record is from RefSeq and is a predicted model, not a curated record. NCBI's taxonomy places the organism in Eukaryota, Fungi, Ascomycota, Eurotiomycetes, Eurotiales, Aspergillaceae. Gene Ontology annotation, cellular component: mitochondrion; mitochondrial matrix. Bases 5 to 895 code for a protein of 296 amino acids. The transcript is spliced from 2 exons. Gene Ontology annotation, biological process: mitochondrial electron transport, succinate to ubiquinone.
UAUAAUGUCCACAAUUCGGUUGGUCCACCGCCUUGUGCGGCCGCCAAUGUCGCAUCUCUCAUCCACGAGAUCCGCGGCUCGUUCAUUUAGUGCGGCAUUUCACCCGCAAGCCAACAAGGAUAGUGAUCGAGCUCACUCGACUACACCGCAGCACCGGGUGAACCAAACGGACAAGCCUCCCAAUCCAGCUGUGCCGAGUACGACCUCAACAUUGACCAAGGAUUUCCCCAAAGCUGGAGAGAAGAAUCCUCCACCAGAUCUCCUAAACUCAGCCGAUCCGAACUACAAGCCUGUGGAUACUUACCCCGGGAAAGUUGAACACUACACGGGAGGCAGACAGCAGCAUGGAGCGCAGAAGCCAGAACUUGAGGUUGGUGAGAUGGAGGGCAUCACGUUCAAGGUUGAGCCACUGAGGCGGGUUGGGGAGGAUAUAUCAACCAUGAGGGCUCGCCUGCUGUACCAGAGUCGGAAGCGAGGUAUUCUCGAGUCCGACCUGCUGUUGUCUACUUUUGCCGACGUUUAUUUAGCCGACAUGAACAAGGAGCAGCUGCAAGAAUACGAUCGGUUCCUUGACGAGAAUGACUGGGACAUCUACUACUGGGCGACCCAGGAUCCCCCGGCUGAGGGCGGCGCUAAAUCAGACGUUUCCAAGGACACCCCAACCGAAACAUGGCAACGCACCGGGGCCAAAAGUGGCGAGUGGGCGCAAACAGUUGGUGCCUUUAAGGCUGCGUACCGGCCAGUACCGUCGCGAUGGGCGGACUCUGAUAUCCUGAGACUAUUGAGACAGCAUGUUCGGGAUAACAGUGCCAAUGGUUUCCAUGCGGCAAAGAACAGGAAGACGGGCGGAGGUGGCUUGAACAGAAUGCCUAACAUCCAGAUCUUCAACAACUGAACGGCCCAGUUAUCAAGAGCUAGCGCUUGAGCUUGAUCUUUGUACAAUAUGGUUUCCUGUUUUGUUUCUGGGGGGAAUAUAUAUGGGCGCUUCAAGAAUGCUGCAUAGAACAGAAUUUACAAUUAAAACAAAUAUAUAAGACGUACCAAAAG